Molecule: messenger RNA, 3200 nt
Organism: Octopus sinensis (East Asian common octopus)
Lineage: Eukaryota; Metazoa; Mollusca; Cephalopoda; Octopoda; Octopodidae
Product: carnitine O-palmitoyltransferase 1, liver isoform
Exons: 23
Coding region: 757-3123 (788 amino acids)
Biological process (GO): fatty acid metabolic process; carnitine metabolic process
Cellular component (GO): mitochondrion
Molecular function (GO): carnitine O-palmitoyltransferase activity
Source: RefSeq, a predicted model, not a curated record
UGAGAUAUACACGUUUAAAACGUUAGACAGACAGAUAGAUAGAUAGAUAGAUAUAAAUUCCUAGCUGGUCAAUCGAUGGAAUGUUGGUCAGUGACUUAAGUUUGACGUUUUCUCUCUUCCCUUCGACGCUUCAUUUUAUCUGUCAUUAAGCAUUCCCCAGUCGGUUACGAUGAGAUACCGUUCACCCCUAGGAGCAUUGCAUAAUUAAAUAACGUGUAUUUUACUUGAAAGUUAUAUGCUAAACACAAAUCGGUAAAUCUUCUGAAAGACCUGGAAAUGACAGCCAGUAAUUCUCCUAGACAUCUAAAUAUUUAAUCGUAUCUUGACGAGCUGCUAGUGUAUUAACUACUUCGCUUUGUUAGUUAAUUUAAUUUAACCUCCAGUUAUAAUUCACAUUUAGACCAAGUAAAAGGUUUUCAUUGAGCAAUUGAUAUGCUGAGCUUGAAGUUAACCAGUGGCGACGACGGCGAGUGAGUGGGAAAGGCUUUAUCAAAUACUCCACCUCAAGUUUGUUGACGUUUCACUGUUCGGCCACACGUUUGGCGCGCACCAUCUUUCAGUUCUGCUAGUGUUUUGAGACACGAAGGAGCAACUUUUGUUUACGACUCUUAAAACCUUCGCAUCGGUUUUAGUUAACGAAGAAAAAGUGAAAACAGACUUAGUUUGACAGCUAGCCGAGUGAAGCAAUUACUUCGCCCCCACCAACAUAUAUCGGAGUGUCAUAUGUACAGUUUGCUCAUUUGAUAAACUGUUGUGAUGGCUGAAGCACACUCAGCAGUUGCGUUCUCCUUCAGUGUGACUUCUGAGGGUCUCGAUGUUAAUGUCAACCGAGAGGUACUGGGCCUCAUUUUCAAGAGUGGUGUCACAUCAUGGAAAAAACGUUUAGGAAGAUUCAAAAAUACAUUCCGUACAGGUAUCUACCCUGUCACACCUAUGGGACUUGGGUUUAUUGUUACACUAAUAGCUUCUAUGAAAGCGAAGAACUUUGCUCCAAGAAUCACAUAUUUAGAUAAUAUAGUAGACACCAUGCCAAAGGUGGACAUAUACGACAACACGGUUAAUAUAUUUGGCAAUGUGUUUUACGGUGUUGUUGUCUGUGGAGCUUUUACUUUUACCAUCCGCAUGAUGCUGAGGGUUUUGUUCACAUAUCAAAGGUGGAUUUAUGAAGUCAGGGGUCCAGUGUCUUUAAGAACCAAAAUUUGGCUGAUGUUUGUGAAAGCUUUUAGGUUUAUAGGUCAAGAGCCUUUAUUGACAAGUUUUCAAGGUGCUUUGCCUAAAUUACCAGUUCCAUCUAUUGAAGAUACUAUGACACGUUAUCUUCGUUCUGUAAAACCAUUAUUGGACGAGGAGAACUAUGACCGAAUGGAAAAACUGGCACUUGACUUCAAAAAUGGUGUAGCAAAGAAAUUACAGCGUUACCUGAUCCUCAAGUCAUGGUGGGCUUCAAAUUAUGUUUCUGAUUGGUGGGAAGAAUAUGUCUAUCUUCGGGGACGUUCUCCAAUUAUGGUCAACAGUAAUUUCUAUGGAGUUGAUGCUGUCUUAAUACAGCACACUCCUAUUCAAGUGGCUCGUGCUGCUAACCUCAUCUAUGCUAUGUUGCUUUACCGUAGAACAUUGGAAAGGCAGGAGUUAAAACCAAUUUUUGUGAAUAAAAUCAUCCCUCUUUGUUCGUCUCAGUAUGAGAGACAAUUUAAUACAACAAGAAUUCCUGGCAUUGAAACUGAUACCCUUGUUCAUUACAAAGACAGCAAUCACAUUGCUGUCUAUCACAAAGGUAGAUUCUAUAAAGUGUAUAUUCGUCAUGGAGGAAGACUACUAACACCCAAAGAGAUAGAAGUAUCGCUGCAGAAAAUAGUUUCUGACAGAACUGAACCAUGUCCUGGUGAGAUGCAUUUAGCAGCACUCACAGCUUGUGAUAGAGUCAGUUGGGCAAAGGCUCGUCAAAAUUUCUUCAGCAAAGGCAAAAACAAAACUUCAUUAGAUGCUAUUGAAAAGGCUGCCUUUUUUGUCACACUGGACGAUGAACCUCAGAGCUAUAGUGAUCUUGAUCCAACGAAAUUAAACAAAUUUAGUCGUUCCAUGCUUCAUGGUAAAGGUUAUGAUCGUUGGUUUGACAAAUCAUUCACACUUGUAGUUUGUUCAAAUGGCACGGUUGGUUUUAAUGCUGAACAUUCAUGGGCAGAUGCUCCAGUAACUGGGCAUCUCUGGGAGUUUACUCUCAGUGAAGAUAUCCUAAACUUGCGGUCUGAUGCACCAAUUACAAGUCAUCUGUGGGAACACUCCAUGCAAAUAUCCAAUGAAGAAGGAUACACUGAUGAUGGUCACACUAAAGGAACAAUUAUUGAACCAUUGCCUAACCCCAUUAAACUUGAAUGGGAUAUCUCAACUGAAUGCCAGGAUGUUAUUCAGACAAGUCUGAAGGUGGCUACAGAGCUACUCAACAAUGUCGACUUGUACAUUCUGAUCCACAACCAGUAUGGUAAACGCCUCAUGAAGCAACAUAAAAUUAGUCCAGAUGCUUAUAUCCAGAUGGCACUACAGCUUGCUUACUAUAGAGAUUGUAAGAAAUUCUCUCUUACAUAUGAAUCUGCAAUGACUCGACUGUUCCGAGAAGGAAGAACUGAGACUGUACGUUCAUGUACACUUGAGUCAGUAGAAUUUGUUAAAGCAAUUAACGAUCCAUCUGUGCCGAGGAAAAAAUGUAGAGAAUUGUUAAUGAAAGCUUGUAAUGUUCACCAAAAAAGUUAUCGUGAAGCAAUGACAGGCAACGGUAUUGAUAGACAUUUAUUUUGUCUAUAUGUUGUCUCCAAGUACCUUAAGAUUGACUCUCCUUUCCUGAAAGAGGUUUUAAGUGAGCCAUGGCGACUGUCUACUAGCCAGACACCACACCAACAAACAGAUAAGUUCGACUUGAAUAAAAACCCUGAGUACAUAUCAGCUGGUGGAGGUUUUGGACCAGUUGCUGAUGAUGGCUAUGGUGUAUCGUAUAUUAUAGCAGGGGAAGAUGUAGUAUUUUUUCACAUUUCUAGCAUUAAAUCAUCUCCAACAACGGAUUCUGAAAGAUUUAGCAAAAACAUAUUGAACUCAAUGCAGGAUAUAAAACAAAUGUUAGAGAGCUCAUAAUAUUUUCCAAGAUGUAUAAAGUUGUACCAUAAAGGACAUUGCUAAAUAAAUUUAUGUUUUUUUAACAGAUAACCCAA